AUGCACCUCAUAUCUGCUGAUAACGACUUUGCCGGCUAUCGCGCAGCAGUGUGUGAGACACCAGAGAACGAGCUUCGGCCGUGGGUGCGGCGCGCGGGCCGUACGUGGUGCCUGUUGUCGAGCUCCUCAUUGCUGACAUCAGGCGGGUGUUUGAACGUGAGCGCGAGCGCGCGGCCGCACAAUGGAUCUGCGCCUCACACACCGAGGGCGGGCAAUGGGUUCUGCAGCCUACGGCGGUGCUUGCGGCGCACCUUGCAGCGCACACGGCACGUCUCCCACGCCUCGAUGCUGAUGCAGCAACAGAACCGGAGCGCUGGAUGGCAAGCUGGCUGCUCAACACGAAGGAGCUCGGGAGGCUAG
Molecule: messenger RNA, 360 nt
Organism: Thecamonas trahens ATCC 50062
Lineage: Eukaryota; Apusomonadida; Apusomonadidae
Exons: 1
Coding region: 1-360 (119 amino acids)
Source: RefSeq, a predicted model, not a curated record